AUGAAAUGCACACAUGAUUUUGAAAAUUUGACAAAGUUCAAUAUAAUCUUAAAUGGGAUGGAAAGACAAAUUUCCACUUUAUAGUUGUCAUUAAUAUUAUGUAGUUAUAGUCUGUGCCUGGAUCGAGCUCUAUUCAUGGAUUACUUGAUGCCGCUACUUGCCCUGCUUUUAUUGCUUCUGUCUACCACCCCAUGUAUCGCCGCUAAGAAGCGGCCGCCGUGCGAUUUCCCGGCGAUAUUCAACUUUGGUGACUCGAAUUCCGACACCGGCGGCCUGUCAGCAGCUUUUGGUCAGGCAGGGCCGCCGCAUGGACAGACGUUUUUCCAUCAUCCUGCCGGAAGAUACUGUGAUGGCCGUUUGAAGAUUGAUUUUAUAGCUGAGAGGUUAGGGAUACCAUAUCUAAGUGCAUUUUCUGGACGCAUUGGGGUCAAACUUCACGCAUGGGGCCAACUUCGCGACGGCGGGUUCGACCAAUCCCGGUACCUCAAAAUACAACCCUGCAUCAAAGCGGUUUCAGCCCUUUCUCCUUGAAUGUGCAGUUUAAUCAGUUCAGCGACUUCCAUCGCCGCUGGCCUCAGACCAUUAAACUCCACAACAACAGCGCCGGGGCUGAUGUAUUCUCCAGAGCUCUGUACACAUUUGAUAUUGGACAGAAUGAUUUAACGGCAGGCUACUUCCUGAACAUGUCAACAGAUCAAGUAAGAGAUUAUGUUCCUGAUGUAGUGGAUCAGUUUUCGUCCAUGGUGAAGAGUGUGUAUGAUGAUCAAGGGGGGAGACACUUCUGGAUACAUAAUACGGGUCCGGUGGGUUGCCUUCCGUAUGUGUUGGUAAGAGCGGGGGGAGGGGGCGGAGGGUCGACCAGUGGGGAUGCGCGGCUGCUUUCAACGAGGUGGCCAAGUAUUUCAACAGCAGGCUGUGGCAUGCCGUGGUCCAGCUGAGGAAGGAUCUCCCACUGGCUACCCUCACCUAUGUUGAUGUUUAUUCUGUCAUGUAUCACCUCAUCACUCAUCCCACCCAACACGGGUUUGUGCACCCACUGGAGGCUUGUUGUGGAGAUGGGGGGGAAAUACAAUUAC
Messenger RNA from Cuscuta epithymum, 1076 nucleotides. The record is from the annotation of a GenBank genome assembly. Lineage: Eukaryota; Viridiplantae; Streptophyta; Magnoliopsida; Solanales; Convolvulaceae.